AUGGCUUCUGAUACAGUUUGCGGCGUAACCAAGACCUGGAACCCCAUAGACGAUCCAAAUGUCGAGCAUCCGUUAAUCAGCGACGUAGUGGGUGUUGCAGGAGCAUACGAUCUGGCACAUGGUGGAGCACUAGACCCCAUGAUUACACGAUUAAAAACAAGCAACAAGGACGCUGAGGGUAUAGAUAUCGAGUUACAUGGUGGAAGACACAACGACCUGAAACAGAAAGCCGUCGUGAGCUUUAUAUGUGAUGCUGAGUGGACCGGGAAUGAGGGCUACGAAGAGGACAGAAGGAGAUCGUUGAACAAAAGGAAGGAAGAUGAAGACGACGAUGACGAUGACAACGGCGAUGGCGACGAGAAAGAUCCCAGCGAAAGGUACAAACAAGAUCCCAAAAACGCCAUACAAUUCGUGAGCUAUGGACAGGAAGGAGACGGCAAGGACAAAAUGGACGUUCUACGAUUAACCUGGAAGACAAAAUAUGCCUGCGAGAACGUCGACCACGGCGACGACGAUGCGCCGAAGAAGGCGGGCUGGGGCUUCUUCACCUGGUUUAUCUUGAUAUUAUUCCUCAGUAUCGCCGCAUACCUCGUCUUCGGUUCUUGGCUCAAUUAUAACAGAUACGGUGCUCGAGGCUGGGACCUGCUUCCCCACGGCGACACGAUCCGAGACGUCCCUUACCUAUUCAAGGACUGGUCUAGAAAAGUGGUUGAGACGGUCACGGGCGGUAGUUCAAGAGGAGGGUACAGUGCUGUAUAA
This is a messenger RNA of Lithohypha guttulata, 759 nucleotides long. It is a transcript of the gene ATG27, whose product is annotated as type II membrane protein. The record is from RefSeq and is a predicted model, not a curated record. The coding region runs from base 1 to 759 and encodes 252 amino acids. Lineage: Eukaryota; Fungi; Ascomycota; Eurotiomycetes; Chaetothyriales; Trichomeriaceae. The transcript has 2 exons.